Molecule: messenger RNA, 967 nt
Organism: Halichondria panicea
Lineage: Eukaryota; Metazoa; Porifera; Demospongiae; Suberitida; Halichondriidae
Exons: 4
Coding region: 325-894 (189 amino acids)
Source: RefSeq, a predicted model, not a curated record
AAGAGCAAGCAACAAACCAUCUCCUGGCGAUAAGCUUUCAACAUCAACUCCCAUUUCUAUUACUCUUCUCUGAUCUUGUAAUAAUAAUUAAACGAGAAUGUCGCGUUUAUAAACAGUACGCGUUCGUUGCAAGCAAUCGCGAUCAUGCAGCCUCCGCUGCGGUAUAAAAGGAAAGUAGCAGGCCGGAAGUAAAAUCAUUGCGAACAAAAUGGCGCCUAGUUUGAAAAUGAUAAGAACUCAGCUCUUGUACACGCACAUAAACCAACAAAACAUGCUCAUUCCAGGCCACGUGCAAUAUCCACAUGGCCAUAAGUUAUAAUAACAAUGGCUUCCAAAGAAGAGAUCGAGGUAACAGUUAAAUAUAAAGACACUCCACCACAAGUGGUCGUUAGUAAAAUAAAUAAAGUAGUUAAAGAGCUCCGGGAGGCAGGACUCAGGCAGACGGUGAAGCUUAGGUGGGAGGCUGUCCCAGACGCCGUCCCAGAUCAGCCAAUGCCACCUAUUACUCUCUCUCCAAGUCAUCCACGGGGUUACAGAGACUCUGCCCUCGUCCCUGUCUUACAGGGACUGCAGGACUGCUGUCCACACUGCCUCUGUGGGCCGUGUGUGAUUGCUCUUCCUCCAGACUUCCUAACCGGUGCCUGUGGACCUCAUCCAGCAAAUGAUGAAAAGAGGCACCGGUUGUAUCGGAAGUUUUGGAGGUUGCUCCAGGACGUGGGUCUGUGGGGAGAUGAGGAGUACCUGAGGAGGAAGGAGAGGCGGACUGUCAGGCAUGACAAAAGGGACAUAAUGCCCAAAUGUGUGAUUGUAGAAAUAAGAAGGCGAUACCCUAGUGUCGAUGGGACCUACAGGGACUAUUUGUCGACAUUCGAUGCAGAGAAUAUGGAACUUUAGAAUGUUGUGUUUUGUAAUUAAUUAUAAUACCUAUUCUCUGUCGUCGCUAUCUGAAUCUGACUCCAUAUCAUCA